AUGAUUCGAGGAAUGAACGCGUUUAAAAUUAAUUUAAAAAAAUUAAUUCAAUUUUAUCAAUUUUCACAAUUUUCAUUUGGUUAUAGCACCAUUACAAAUAAUUUUAGUCAUAGAAAUUGUUUGUCAAAGACUUUUCUUCCAACUACCAAAGAUGUUUCAAGUUCAAAAGAUGAUACUGUAAAAGGAGAGAGUCACCAAUUGAUGAUUCGUGCUGGUCUUAUAAGGCAGUCUUCAUCAGGUGUUUACUCUUUACUUCCAUUUGCAUUACGAUCACUUGAAAAAUUAGAAAAGAUUGUUGAUCAAGAAAUGAAGAAUAUUGGUGGACAAAAAUUAUCUCUUCCAAUAUUAUUAAGUGCUAAUACAUGGAAGAAAACAGGUCGAUGGGAAACUGCUGGUGCUGAGAAUAAUUUAUUAAGAUAUAUAAUUUCAGGUAGGAAAUAUCGUGAUGAAAUGCGACCACGUUCAGGAUUACUUCGUGGACGUGAAUUUAUUAUGAAAGAUUUAUAUACAUUUGAUACUACAGAAGAAUUGGCUUUAAAAACUUAUGAGGAAGUAAUUGAAGCAUAUAAAAAGAUUCUUAAGAAUAUUGGACUUCCAUUCUCUAUAGCUGAUGCAGAUACAGGAAAUAUUGGUGGCUUAAAAUCACAUGAAUUUCAUUUUUUAUCUGGUGUUGGAGAAGAUUUAAUAUUAUCUUGUUCAAGAUGUGGAUAUUCUUCCAAUGAAGAACGUGCGAUAGGAAUUAUUCCUGUAUCAAAUUCAUCAGAUUUAAAUUUGGACAAAAUACCAUCAAUUAGAUAUGGGAUUGACAAAGAUCAAAGGCUUUCUGCAAUAAUUUUGGGUAAUGAAAGAGAAUUAAAUGCAUUAAAGUUAAAAGCGCAUUUAGGUAAAAAUCAAAUAGAAAUAUUACCCAAAGAUAUCCAAGAACUUCCUGAAAUUGAUGAAAUUUUAGGUUUAGAUUUAUAUGUAGAUAAAACAUUUUCACUAGAUAUUCCCGAUUUGGAUUUACUCAUGAAAAACAAAACAAUUAAUAAUAAUAACAUUCUCCCAAGAAUUAUUCAGAAAUUAAAUCAGAAAAGUCAAUCCGAAGGAACUAUUAAAAUUUACCAAGGCGAUUUUCAUAAUACCAAAUCUUGUGAUGGUUGUCCUGUGUGUUAUAAUAAUGAUAAUAAUUUAACGAUAGAUCAAAAUUUUCAUCCUUUGAUAAGUAAUCGAGCUAUAGAAAUUGGACAUACAUUUCUUUUGGGUACUAAAUAUUCAGAACCUUUAAAAGCAACUUAUGCAAUAGAAAAUUUUAAAUCACCUGGUGAAUUACUUCCAAUUCAAAUGGGUUGUUAUGGUUUGGGAAUUUCUAGAAUAUUUGCAUCAAUUAUUGAGAUUUCACAUGAUAGAAAUGGAAUAAUAUGGCCGAUAUCAGUUGCACCAUAUAAAGUUUGUAUUAUUCAAAGAACUGAAGAUUCAAGAAUUAUUGAAAUGACACGAUCAUUAUAUGAUUUAUUGAAUUUAAAUUGUGAAGGAUUAAAUGGAGAAGUAAUAAUUGAUGAUCGAAUAAAUUUAUCUUUUGGAUAUCGAAUUAAAGAUGCAGAAUUGGUCGGUUAUCCUUGGGUGAUAGUUUUAGGGAAUAAAUAUUUAGAAAAUAAUAAGAUUGAGAUAAAUGAACGAUGUAAUAAGCAACGAAAUUAUAUAGAGUUUGAAAAGAUUAAAGAAUCUAAAUUUUGGUUAUAA
Messenger RNA from Diversispora eburnea, 1722 nucleotides. Lineage: Eukaryota; Fungi; Glomeromycota; Glomeromycetes; Diversisporales; Diversisporaceae. The record is from the annotation of a GenBank genome assembly.